Molecule: messenger RNA, 4541 nt
Organism: Sinocyclocheilus anshuiensis
Lineage: Eukaryota; Metazoa; Chordata; Actinopteri; Cypriniformes; Cyprinidae
Product: collagen alpha-1(XXII) chain-like
Exons: 63
Biological process (GO): extracellular matrix organization
Cellular component (GO): collagen type IX trimer
Molecular function (GO): extracellular matrix structural constituent conferring tensile strength
Source: RefSeq, a predicted model, not a curated record
CAUGAAUCAUACACUUCACUUCUGUUUGCAAUCGUUCAAUGUAACUCAGUUCAGAGUCCAAAUGACUGAUCACCUCACAUUUGUUCUCAUGUCUCCACAGGAGCAACAAGUUGAUGAUCAUCGCACCUUAGCGGGAAUAUCAGCAAACAACAGCGGAGAAGGAGAUGAAGUUUCGAUUUGGGCUCAGGAUCUCUUUGGUCCUGACCAUACUGGCUCUGACUCUGUACGGAGGCGGCGUUGAAGGACAAAGGGCAGGUUGCAAGAACGUCCACUAUGAUCUGGUAUUCAUUUUGGACACCUCUUCCAGUGUGGGCAAGGAAAACUUUGAGAAGAUCCGGCAGUGGGUGGCAAACCUGGUGGAAUCUUUUGACGUAGGUGCGGAGAAGACGCGUGUAGCCGUGGUUCGUUACAGCGACCGUCCUACCACCGAAUUCAACCUGGGCAGGUACAAAACCCUCGGAGAGGUCAAGCGUGCUGCUGGGAACAUUCGCUACCUGGGUGGGAACACCAAAACUGGAGAUGCCAUCAGCUUUACCACCAACAGCAUCUUCACAGAAAGGGCAGGGGCGAGGCCUGCCAGUAAGGGCAUUCAAAAAGUGGCAAUCUUACUAACGGAUGGCAGGAGUCAGGAUUUUGUUUUGGAGCCAUCAAUUGCUGCAGCGGCUGCUGGUAUCAGGUUGUUCGCCGUAGGGAUUGGGGAAGCACUGAGAGAGGAGCUGGAGGAGAUUGCGGCAGAACCCAAAAGUGCUCAUAUGUUCCAUGUGACGGACUUUGACGCCAUUGACAAGAUCAGGGGCAGGUUGAGGAGGAGACUCUGCGAGAAUGUCCUUUGUCCAAACAUGAAAGUCCAGGUGGGCCGUUUCCGGCCGAACAGCACCAGUGCUGGACUGACGGAGGUCCCAGGAUUUGAUUUGAUGGAGUACUUCAAUGUAAGAGAUUUUCUUGGAGAAAAAUUUGAGCCAGGUCAGACCCCCUAUGUCAGGCUCGGUACAAUGCCCAUCGUCCAACAAACAGAAGAUGUGUUACCUCAGGGUCUGCCUGAUGAAUAUGCCUUUGUGACCACAUUUAAGUUCAGGAAGACCUCUCGUAAAGAAGACUGGUACCUGUGGCAGGUCUAUGACAAAUACGGCAUCCCGCAGGUCUCCAUCCGUCUGGACGGGGAGAACAAGGCGGUGGAGUACAACGCCGUGGGCCUGACAAAGGAUGCGGUCCGGGCCGUGUUUAAGAACCCAGAGGUGGAGAAUCUGUUUGACCGUGACUGGCAUAAGAUCGGCAUGAGGGUGGACUCCAAGUCUGUGUCCCUGUUCCUGGACUGCAAGCACAUUGAGACGCUGCCCAUAGAGGAAAGAGAAGACAUCGACAUCCAGGGAAAGACUGUCAUCGGCAAGAGACUCUAUGACAGCGUUCCCAUUGAUUUUGACCUCCAGAGGAUGGUGAUCUACUGUGAUGGCAAACAGUCUGAGCAAGAGACGUGUUGCGAUAUUCCUGGUGGCCCAUGUGAACAGUCUCUGGUGACUGAGCCCCCCCCACUCCCACUGCCCACCCCAAAACCAACAAGCGCUGAGCAGAAGAAACCAGCCGCGGUCAACUGCUCCUGUCCUGCAGGGGAAAGGGGAGAGACAGGUCUACCAGGUGUCGCGGGGCCCAAGGGUGAAAAGGGGGAUCCUGGUCUUAAAGGGGCAGAAGGACCGCCAGGACCCAAAGGGCAGAAAGGAGAGCGUGCUAUCUCUAUCAAAGGUGAUAGAGGAGAGAAGGGGGACAGCGGCGAUCGCGGUGAACCUGGAGCCAGAGGAGAAAGAGGAGAUAGAGGAUCGGACGGUUUACCUGGUCUGGCUGGGAAAAAAGGCGAUACAGGAGAGAGAGGUGAUCAAGGAGUUGCAGGUGAUGCUGGGUUACCUGGACCUCUCGGACCAAAGGGUAUCCAAGGUGAUGCUGGUCCAUCCGGAGCACCGGGUCUUCAAGGGGUGUCUGGUGUUACUGGAGGUAAAGGAGACAAAGGAGCUUCCGGAGAAAGGGGUGAACCAGGUUUAGAUGGGUUUCCAGGGAAACCAGGUCUUCCAGGAAAAGACGGUCAUAGGGGGCUGAUUGGUGCUCCUGGUCCAAAUGGAAUACAAGGAGAAAAGGGUGAACGAGGUCCUGCUGGAUUACCUGGCGAUGCGGUUCAGCUGGCAGGACUCAAGGGGGAGACUGGCAUCCCUGGUGAACGAGGACCCUUGGGAGCGGACGGCCCACCUGGACCUCCUGGCCCACCUGGACCUCCAGGUUUGCCCGGUGAGCCGGGUGAGAAUGGACAAAGGGGUAAAAAGGGUGAUGCAGGAUUGCCAGGAGUUGAUGGUCUUCCAGGACCACCUGGUCCUCAGGGGCCUUCUGGCCCUCUAGGCAGCCCUGGACAAACAGGACCUCCAGGAUUACCUGGUGAAAUAGGCUUCUCAGGAAAACCAGGAGAACCAGGAAAACUAGGCCUGCCAGGAAAAGAUGGAUUGGAUGGUUUCCCUGGAAACAACGGCGAGAAGGGCCAAAGAGGAGAACCCGGACAGGACGGCUUCCCUGGUAAACCCGGACCGAAGGGAGACGAAGGCCCUCCAGGACCACGAGGACCUCCUGGUGAACGGGGAGAGCCUGGUUUGCCUGGAGAGGUCGGCACAAUAGGACCCAUAGGAGAGAGAGGAGGCCAAGGAGAGAGAGGAAAAGAUGGACCUACUGGCUCGAAAGGAGAGAAAGGAGACAAGGGUGAGAUUGGCCCCAGGGGUCCAGCCGGGGUCCCAGGCAAUGUGGCCAAUGUGAUUCCUGAACCUGGUGAACCGGGUAAGCCAGGAGAGAAGGGAGAGAAAGGAGAUCAAGGAAAACCAGGCGAGAUGGGUCAAAGAGGACUUCCUGGAGAGCAGGGAUUCAGAGGACAACCGGGACCUGCGGGCCCUAACGGUGAUGCUGGUGAAAAAGGAGAGGCAGGGAGACACGGAGACCCAGGUCCUCCCGGAUUGAUGGGCCCUCAGGGGCCCCGAGGGCUGCCAGGCAAUGUGGGUAUUCCAGGUAGCAUCGGUCCACCUGGUAUUGCUGGACAGAGAGGAGAGAAGGGAGAUGCUGGUAAAUAUGGUCCCCCUGGACCCCCUGGUCCAACUGGUGAGCCUGGUUUAAGAGGAGAAAUUGGUUUGCCAGGAAAAGGCAAAGAGGGACCAAAGGGUGAUUCUGGACCUCCGGGUCCAUCAGGACCUCCCGGACUGAAGGGUUUACCUGGUCCACAGGGAAUGCAGGGGAUGCCAGGAAAUAGAGGACCACCGGGAGAGGGAACCACUGGACCCGAUGGGCCUCCUGGACCUGCAGGGCCACAAGGACCAGCGGGUUUGAGAGGACCUCCAGGAGUGAGCGGACCACAAGGACCCGCUGGACACAAUGGUUUACCAGGAAGACCUGGAGAGAAGGGCUCCCCUGGAGAUCCAGGAAAAGCUGCAGACAUUUCUGAUCUGAUCCUGAAGAACAUUUGUUCAGAUUGUCCCCCUGGACCAGCUGGACAACCGGGUAUGCCAGGACCUCCAGGUGAAAAAGGUCAUACUGGACCACCUGGGAAAAACGGACAGGAUGGAUAUGCGGGUCCUCCUGGGCCAACAGGGCCUGCAGGACCACCUGGUGCUGAUGGAGCCAAGGGGGUCAAAGGAGACAGAGGUCCUUCAGGAGCACCUGGAGAUAAAGGUGAAAAGGGCCCCCCAGGACCUCCUGGUUAUCCAGGGGCCGCAGGAGCUAUGGGUCAGCCUGGUAAUGAUGGAAACCCUGGACCUAUUGGACCACCUGGAGCUCCUGGAGAAAAGGGUAAAGAAGGACUUCAGGGUAUUCAGGGACCACCUGGUCUUCCAGGUCUAAUGGGCCUGAUGGGUAAACCUGGAAAGGAUGGAAGACCAGGAGAAACAGGAGAGCCGGGCAAACAGGGAGAGCCAGGACUACCAGGAAGAGACGGGCUCAGAGGAAUGCCUGGUUUCAAAGGUCACAGAGGGGAACCAGGACCACCAGGGUCAAAGGGAGAAGAUGGCAAACAGGGUGUUCCUGGACGCGAGGGUCCACCUGGGAAAGAUGGUAAAACCGGACCACUGGGGCCAGAGGGCAUGAGAGGACCACGAGGGGAACCCGGUCAGCCUGGAGAACCUGGACAAGCAGGCAAGCCUGGAUCUCAAGGAAAUUCUGGUAAAGAAGGACUUCAGGGUAUUCAGGGACCACCUGGUCUUCCAGGUCUAAUGGGCCUGAUGGGUAAACCUGGAAAGGAUGGAAGACCAGGAGAAACAGGAGAGCCGGGCAAACAGGGAGAGCCAGGACUACCAGGAAGAGACGGGCUCAGAGGAAUGCCUGGUUUCAAAGGUCACAGAGGGGAACCAGGACCACCAGGGUCAAAGGGAGAAGAUGGCAAACAGGGUGUUCCUGGACGCGAGGGUCCACCUGGGAAAGAUGGUAAAACCGGACCACUGGGGCCAGAGGGCAUGAGAGGACCACGAGGGGAACCCGGUCAGCCUGGAGAACCUGGACAAGCAGGCAAGCCUGGAUCUCAAGGAAAUUCU